Nymphaea colorata (pocket water lily) is the source of this 952-nucleotide messenger RNA. RefSeq names its product heme oxygenase 1, chloroplastic-like. Gene Ontology annotation, molecular function: heme oxygenase (decyclizing) activity. The coding region runs from base 37 to 648 and encodes 203 amino acids. The record is from RefSeq and is a predicted model, not a curated record. Lineage: Eukaryota; Viridiplantae; Streptophyta; Magnoliopsida; Nymphaeales; Nymphaeaceae. Gene Ontology annotation, biological process: heme oxidation; phytochromobilin biosynthetic process. The transcript is spliced from 4 exons.
UCAGCUGUGUGAGGAUCAGUUGUAAGAGAGAAGGGCAUGGCUGCGAGAGGGGGGAAAACAUUUGUGGAGGAGAUGAGGAGCAUAGCAAUGAAGUUUCAUGUUGGGGAGUUCAUGGAUGGCAAAUGGGAGCCAACGCUUGAAGGGUAUCUCCAAUCUCUGGUGGACAGCCAAAUCGUCUUCGCCACUCUUGAAAACAUUGUCUUGGAGGCUAAACACCUCGCAUAUGUGGAGCUCCGGAACACGGGGCUGGAAAGGAAGGAGAAGAUAGAGAAGGACGUGAUCUGGUUCCAGGAGCAAGGCUACCCCAUCCCUACACCGUCGCCCUCUGGAAUCGCCUACUCUUCGUAUCUGGAAGGAAUUUCGAUGGGAGAUCCCGCUGCUUUCGUUUGUCACUUCUACAACAUAUAUUUUGCGCACACUGCAGGCGGCCGCAUAAUUGGAAAGAAGGUUUCUAAUAAAUUAUUGAAGAAUCAUGAACUGAAUUUCUACAAGUGGGACGGGGAACUCGGCCAACUGAUGCAGAACGCCAGGGAGAGGCUCAACCAAAUUGCUCAAAACUGGUCCACAGAAGAAAGAAGACAUUGUUUGGAAGAGACCAAGACAUCAUUCCACUACUCACUUCAGAUAUUAAAUUCAAUAUGGCGCUAAGUAUCACGCAAUACCGGAGGCAGAAGCUUUUUACUGAAGGGCAUAAUACGUAAUAACUCAAAUUUAAACCUUCCAAAAAGUUUUGACCCUUCGAAUACAUAUUAAAAUGCUAUGAAGCACCAAUAUGUAAUAAACCAAUUUAUGUUGGUCCGUGUGGGUAACUGCCCUCAGUAGCCCACAUGUGGCGUGCCCACUGGUAUUGUGUGCUCGUACUGGUGUUAAAUACAAGGUUUCCUCCAAGCAUCUGGAACUGAUGGUGUUGAUGGUAUAGUGUGAACUCAUAAAUAAAGUACAUUUUUGUUGU